AAACACGAAGAAGUACCGGAAAAGGCGGGGCUUCGAUAAUAACACAAACACAACUUUAAACUGAGAAGCAUGCUAACCGCGAGAAAAAAAAUAAAAUAACAUAUUUUGUCAUUACUUUUGGUUACAUGACAUACGUUUGUGUAAAGUUGGACCACUUAAGUGCUAAUUCGUUACUGGGUAGGUGGCAAACUGUCUGCUUUAAAAGGAAAUUUAACUAACUUAAGCUAGCCCUAGUAGCUAAUAACCCGCAGUGAAACUUUGGCUUAAUUUUUGAAACACUGACAAAGAACAAUGUCGGAGCUAAGCGACGAGGCGAGCGAGUCCGAGCAGCUGGGAGUGAGUCUGUCCCUGUGGCUGGGGGAGUCCCUGGUGAUCGCCGAGGACCUGAACGUCCCUCUGGACCUGCACACCGCCUGCUCCAUCGGACAGUACGACGUGGUGGCAGAAUGCAUCAAAAGGCGAGAAGUGGACCUGAACGGAAAGAACGUGGGAGGAUGGACGCCCCUGAUGUACGCUUCGUACAUUGGCCACGACAACAUCGCCAACCUCCUGCUGGAGGCCGGCGUGAGCGUCAAUGCCACCACUGCCAAAGGACAGACGCCCCUGAUGCUUGCCGCCAGCUGCGGGAAUGAAAGCAUCGCCUAUUUUCUACUCCAACAAGGUGCUGAGUUGGAGGUGAAAGACUGUCGGGGUUGGACAGCUUUGUUCCAUUGUACCAGCGCAGGUCACCAGCAGAUGGUUAAGUUUCUGCUCGAUAAUAACGCCAAUGCUAACGUAAGGGAGCCUGGCUCUGGAUUUACCCCCCUGAUGGAGGCUGCCGCUUCCGGACACGAAAUCAUCGUUCAGUACCUGCUCGAUCAUAAGGUGAAAGCAGAUGAGCGCAAUGCCAAAGGAGAGACGGCCCGAGCCCUCGCCAUGUUGUACGGCUACACAAAAAUAGCCAGCCUCAUCGACUCGCGCUCUCCGAAGAACAAAUGUGAACACUUUGGAGACCUCAGCUCCUCGGAGGAUUCGGACAGCGCCCCGCCGAGGCCGCGAGCCAGCCGCAGCCGAGCCAAAGGCGUCAGCAUCCACGACGGGCCCCAGGCCAUCGCCAAGUUCCGAGUCGGAGGCGCCGGCCGUACUGGCAGACCGAGCGAGCCUCGCGUGGCCGGCCAAGGCGACGCGACGUGCGGGAAUCUUAGCGACCGGAGCGACGGCAUGCGCUACCGCGACGUGACUUCGCCCAUCAACGACCUGGACGGGCAGAGCAACAGCAGCAGGGACGAGAGCCCAUUUUUUGACAACGACAUGCCAACCAUGAGGAGCAGCAGUAGCAGCAGCGAAUGUUUGCCUCACGUGAUCGGCUGGGAUGGCUCCGUGGAGAGCAACGAGGACUCUGACCCGGGCAAAAAGAGCAGCUCGAGGCGAGUAACAAAAGCUCAUUACUCCAAAGGGAAAACCCGCCACGGUGGCAACGAUGCCGCUCACGGCGGAGCUUCAGGCACAUGCUCGCAUGUUGCGGCAUCCUACAGUGGGCCAAAGGAUCUGGCAGAAUUCUUGGAACAACUCGGCUUUUCCAAGUACCUACCUUUACUUGAGGAGCAAGACAUCGAUCUACGCAUUUUUCUCACCCUGACGGAGAAUGACCUGAAGGAAAUUGGCAUCACGUUAUUUGGGCCGAAGCGCAAAAUGACCUCAGCUAUAGCGAGAUGGCACAGCAGCGCCCGACCUCCUAGCGACGCACUGGAGCAGUCUUACGCUGACCAGCUGGAGGCCGAGAUGCAGGAGAUGGCCAUCCAGCUGCACAAACGCUGCGAGGAAGUGGAGGUCCUGCAGAGUCAGGUGGCCCAAGAAAAGGAGCUGCGCGCCGUGAUGGAGGGAUGCCUGAUGGAGGACAAGAUGGCCUGGAGGAGGGUGCACGGCGAGCUGGUGGAGAACCACCGGCUGACCCAGGACAUGAGCGCCACCUUGACCAAGGUCCGAGCGUGUCGCUCGGAACUGCUCGCCUUGUUGAACGGUGCUAAAGGUGACGCAGUUGCCGGGUUUCCGCCAGACUCUGGCGCAUCCGAGCUGGUGAAGAAUGUCAACAUGUACGAAGAGGAACUAGCCGACACCUUGCAAACCGUGCUUCAGAGUCUGCGGCGACUGAGCGCUCCUGAAAAAGUAUCUGACAGUUGGGAAAGGCCGUAAUCUUUCCAGUGGCUUUGUGCAGCAACGACGGAGGGUAAGAUGACCACCCUAAACGAUGUCAAGGGAAACCAGGCCAGACGCGGAUGGGCCGGAGCUCGCCAGACGUGGUCGAUGCCCGAGGGGCUCCAUGACAAGCAGGCAAGAGGCGAAGGGUGGGGGGACCCGUGACCCUCACAUGCUUGUGCUCGUGCGUGGUUCUCAACCGUGGAGGACAUGCGGCAAUGCUGUCGAGCGACACCAAGCGAGGGAUAUUGCCCUCAGCUCCACACAGCUUUACUCUUUAAUCCACCCAACAAGGAGUAAGUGCAAGGUUGUUUUUUUUUUUUUUUUUUUUUGUUUUUUUUAACUAAACUUGGAUAAUUCAGCUCUUUUUUCCAUUUAAUAAUGACCUGAUUAUAUAUGUGAAAAAUAAACCAAAAUGAGUAAAUUAAUCAAUUUGAUUAAAUAAACACCUCAACAAAAACUACAGCGAUAUUAGUAAAAUAACAAUUUUAAAAGUCAAUUUUGUGGUUUUGUAAAUGUCCUGCUGAAUGUUUUCUUUGAUAAAAAUCAAAUUGUUUCAUCAUUGUGA
Syngnathus typhle (broad-nosed pipefish) is the source of this 2743-nucleotide messenger RNA. RefSeq names its product ankyrin repeat and sterile alpha motif domain containing 3 (gene anks3). The transcript is spliced from 15 exons. Gene Ontology annotation, cellular component: cilium. The record is from RefSeq and is a predicted model, not a curated record. NCBI's taxonomy places the organism in Eukaryota, Metazoa, Chordata, Actinopteri, Syngnathiformes, Syngnathidae. Gene Ontology annotation, molecular function: protein binding. The coding region runs from base 292 to 2172 and encodes 626 amino acids.